AUGGAGGCGUUGGACAGACAGUACGUUCCUACUCAGUACGUAAAGGUCGUAAAGGUACUUCGAGAGUUAUAUAGUAAAUUCGCAACCGGAACUUUGCCAUUCCAAAAGAACAUCAUCAUCGAAGUGAAGAGAAGAGUCCGACAGGGUGACACAAUCUUGUCUAAAAUAUUCACGGCCACUCUCAAGAACGCAAUGCGAGAUCUGGAAUGGGGCAACGUAGGAGUGAAAAUUGAUGGUUAA
This is a messenger RNA of Necator americanus (New World hookworm), 240 nucleotides long. RefSeq lists its product as uncharacterized. The transcript has a single exon. NCBI's taxonomy places the organism in Eukaryota, Metazoa, Nematoda, Chromadorea, Rhabditida, Ancylostomatidae. Bases 1 to 240 code for a protein of 79 amino acids. The record is from RefSeq and is a predicted model, not a curated record.